Paramecium octaurelia is the source of this 2097-nucleotide messenger RNA. The record is from the annotation of a GenBank genome assembly. Lineage: Eukaryota; Ciliophora; Oligohymenophorea; Peniculida; Parameciidae.
AUGAAAUCUCUUUCUUUUUCUCAAGGUAAAAGAGUUUGUUUUGAACCAAUCAAAGAAUUGGAAGUUUAAGAGUUCGACUAAAACUAAAAACGAUUCAUCAAGGUUAAAAUACAAGUUGCCAUAAAUAAUGGUAACCUAAUAAUGUUCUCAUAUAAGAAUUAAAUUAUAAGAAAGUAAAAUAUGUUAAGUAGUUUAGAGCUCAUUUUAGUGAUUUUUAUACUAAUAUCGAUAUGUUUGAGAAUAUAGAAUAAAUAAAAUAUUUAGAAUGGUAAGGUGAAUAUGGACCAACUCAAAGAAGAUAAGGUAAAUGGAUUGCAACUUGGAAAGGAAUAAGAAUUAUAGAGGUUGGUGGAUACUACUAAGAUGAUAUAAAGAUGGGCUUAUGGAAACAACCAAUUACUAAUUAUGGGGAGUAAACUUGAAAUAAUUAUUUUUAUAAUAGUAAAGCCAAAGUAUAUGAAAGUGGGGAGUACUUUGAGGAUUAAAAAUGCGGGAGAUGGAAUUACAUUUAUAAAGAUGCCAUUAUGUAUUACAUUUAAUUGAUUUAAUAGUGGUGGAGGAUCAUAUGAUGAAAGGCAAAAUGGCAUUAAAAUUGGAAAAUGGAUUGAAUUACAUCAAAGAUUUCAUGAGAAGAAUUAAGUAUUUUUAAAUGGCGAAUACAAAAAUGGGAAAAAAGUUGGUUUAUGGGAUAUUAAUUUUAUAAAUUUCUACAAUAAAAAAUUCUCAUAAAUGUAUCAGCUAUAUAAAUUUAGCAACAAAUGCAAUUUGUUUUCUUAGUGGGGGUGGAUCAUACGAUGAUAGAGGAGAUGGUCUUAAAAUUGGGAGAUGGAUUGAAUUAGAUGAAGGGUUUUCUUAAGAAGGCUAAAUAAUUCAUAGAGGUGAAUAUGUGAAUGGUAAAAAAGUUGGUAUUUGGGAUAUUUAUUUCAAUGGAAUAAUCUAAAAGAUGUAAAAAUGAUAUUAAUUCUUAAUCAAUUAAAAUUUUUGCCUUAGUGGGGGUGGAUCAUAUGAUAAUAAUGGAGAUGGCAUUAAAUUAGGAAAAUGGAUUGAGUUAGAAGAGGGAUUUUAUAAUUACAAAUUAGUAGUUCAUAAUGGUGAAUACAAAAAUAGCAAAAAAGUUGGAAAUUGGGAUAUUUAUUAUAGAUCUUCCAUUGAUGAAGAAAUCUAAAAAAUGUAAUAAUUAUAUAUAUUUCUUAAUUCAUGCAAAUUUGUUGUUGUAGUGGGGGUGGAUCAUAUGAUGAUAGAGGAGAUGGUAUUAAAGUUGGGAGUUGGAUUGAAUUAGAUAAGGGAUUUUUUCUUCACAAUUAAUUAAUUUAUAAUGGCUAAUAUACAGAAGGGAAAAAAUUUGGUAGAUGGGAUUUAAAGUUUAGGGCAAGUUAUUGUAAUUAAUUCAGAAAAUUGUAAAUAAAUAUUGUAAUAUAUUUUUUGAUAGUGGAGGUGGAUCAUACGACAAAAGUGGAGAUGGCGUAAAAAUUGGAAAUUGGGUGGACUUGUAUGAGGGAUUUUCAGAGGAUUGUUAGUUAAUUUAUAAUGGUGAAUAUCAAAAUGGUAAAAAGGUUGGCAGAUGGGAUAUUAAGUAUAGGAAUAAUUGGUGUUAAUAAUUCUCAGAAAUGUAAAAAAUAUAAUAAAAGGUGUAAAACGAAUUAUAUGUCAAAUAUUUGUGUUAGUGGAGGCGGGAUAUUUGAGGCAGCUGAAAAUGAGUGUAAGUAAGGUAAUUGGGUAGAGAUAUUGAAUGUUUUCAAUAAAUAGUCUUAUGCAAAGUAUAAAGGAGAAUAUAAAGAUGACAAAAGAAUAGGGCAAUGGGAUAUUUUGGUUCAUAAUAAUGGAAAUGAUGAAAAGAUGUAAAAAUAUAUUAUUAGUUUACAAUAAUUUUAUGAAAAUUUUUGUUCUAGUGGUGGAGGAUUGUAUGAUUAAUUAGGUAACGAAACUAAAUUGGGUUAAUGGAAUGAAUUAUCAGAUGAUUUCAAUUUUUACUUCUAAACAAUAGAUAAUGGCGAAUAUAGAGAUGGUAAAAAAGUUGGCGUAUGGGUACACAUGUAUAGAGGUUAUAAUCAGGAGAAAGGAUUCAAGAUAGGCCACGAAACUAAAUAUGAGAUAUGA